Messenger RNA from Nymphaea colorata (pocket water lily), 1525 nucleotides. RefSeq names its product aspartic proteinase CDR1-like. The record is from RefSeq and is a predicted model, not a curated record. Gene Ontology annotation, biological process: proteolysis. Gene Ontology annotation, cellular component: extracellular region. The transcript has a single exon. Bases 206 to 1525 code for a protein of 439 amino acids. Lineage: Eukaryota; Viridiplantae; Streptophyta; Magnoliopsida; Nymphaeales; Nymphaeaceae. Gene Ontology annotation, molecular function: aspartic-type endopeptidase activity.
AAGUUAUUUCAUAAGUCUUUUUUUAGAUAAGGUCAAAUAAAUUUUACAAUAAAAGCAAAGCUUGAUGCUUGGAAAGAUCAGAAGGGCAUUUUAAUGGCGGCAUCGCCUGAACACGCAAUGGUCCUUAAUAAGUUUGUCAAACUUCAUCUCAACUACUCUACACCUUUUCUCUCUCUCCCUCUCUCUCUCUUCUCUCACAUGCGCCAUGGCCGCCACCUUGUUCCACCUUCUUCUCUUCUUUCUCAGCUGCACCACUACUAUCAUGGCCGGCAGCAAAAUCAGACAUGGUGGUGUCUUCUCCUUUGAUUUGAUUCAUCGCGACUCGCCUCUGAUCUCUCCUCUCUACCGACCUUCUUCUAAGACUGUUAGCCAAGCAGAGCAAUUAGCGCAACGCUCCGUGUCCCGCCUUUACCACUUAGCCUCCAGCCCCCCAUCCGCCACCGGUUUCCGGUCUCCGGUUGCCGCCGAUCCCGGCGACUAUCUCAUGAGGCUUGUCAUCGGAACUCCGGGGCGCGAGUUCUGGGCGGCCGUCUCCACAGGCAGCACCCUCGUCUGGACUCGGUGUCUCCCUUGUACCUCCUGCUUCCCGGAACCCGCGGCGCCGAUCUUCAACCCCCGCCUCUCCUCUACCUACCACGCAGUCGACUGCAACUCUUCCCUCUGUUCAAGACAUUAUGAAGUGGCUUGCGACCCAGAUCGUCGAUGCCACUACUCGUACGCCAACACCAAAGGAACUAUUUCCUCUGAAACGUUCACAUUCACCAUCCCCGGUUCGCCGAGAAACGUUGUAAUUCCGGCGAUCAUCUUCGGGUGCGACCACGAAGGCGGUCUGGAGAACAGCUCGGUCGACGGCGUCGUCGGCCUUGGCCGCGGAUCCUUGUCUCUCGUUUCUCAAUUAGGCUCUCACGUUGGCAACAAGUUUUCAUAUUGCCUGGUUCCAAGGGAUAAGAAGAACUCGACGGGGAGAAUCGAAUUCGGCGAAGCAAUUUCCGGUGCCGGAAACCUUCGACGGACGCCGAUGAAGACGGAAACUUACGAUCCGGAGGGAUAUUACGUCACUUUGAUUGAUCUAAGCGUCGGAAACAAGAGGUUGAACCUAAAUCGGCAAGAUGGUAGCGGUGAUCGGAGCGGUAGCGUGAGCAUGGUGAUCGAUUCAGGGACUCCAUUGACGGCACUGAGUGCAGAUGCUUACUACAACUUGACGUCUGCAAUAAACGAGAUUGUGAAGCUUCCACCAGGGGAGAGGAACUAUGGAUUCGAUCUGUGUUAUGCCGUCAAUGACGCGAGAGAUCUGAGAGGAUUUCCGGAGGUCACGCUGCAUUUCGAGGGCGGCGCAGAUUGGAUUCUGCCGCCUUCUACCGCCUUCUACCCUGCUGCAGUAGAUGUGGUCUGCCUUGCGAUGUUGCCUUCUUUCUACGGCAUCUCUGUGCUCGGCAACAUCGCGCAGCAGAACAUGCAUGUUGAGUUUGAUCUCCGCAAUAACAUGCUGUACUUCGCACCAAGAGAUUGUGCUAAUAAUAGUUAA